AUGAAAUUCGGCAUCGUCUUAACUCUCUGCAUGGUCUUUGCUGUCACGUCAUUUGCCUUCCCUCACACAAGACGCCAACAGACAUCAUCGACUAUUGACCCCUUCCUCUUUGGCGUCCGGCCUGACACCCCAAAGGAUGUUAGCGCUGCAUCAUUGAAAACAGUAUGUGAUUCACUGGCUACCACAUUGAAGAAAACACUUGCUGAUUGCGGCGCAGCAAAUAAAGGCACUGAUACAUGCAAUAAACCUAACGGAAACCCAAUUGAUGCAAAUGUCGUCGACAAGCACACCAAACAAUGUGAGGCCCACGGAAUAGAUAGUAAUGGACUCUAUGAUCCCAAUAUAUUUGGUAAUCAGUUGUCAGCUAUUACUCAGACAGGAAAUACUUUUACCGUCGGCCAAGAAAGCUUCCAAACUGAAGCCGAUGCGAUAGUCGGAGCGUGUAAGCAACAACGGAAGCAAAAUCUUGCAACACUUGCAGAUUGCGAAGCGGAUCCUGCUAAUGCUGCAAAAUGUAACAAAUUGGAUGGAACACCAGUUACUAGGACUGAAAUCAAUUUACAUAACAGC
Ambispora gerdemannii is the source of this 570-nucleotide messenger RNA. The record is from the annotation of a GenBank genome assembly. NCBI's taxonomy places the organism in Eukaryota, Fungi, Glomeromycota, Glomeromycetes, Archaeosporales, Ambisporaceae.